AUGCCCAUGUAUCUUGCAACUGCAGCAUACAUAAAAAUCGGUACCCUUUUAGAAUGGAAAAAGGUCCAAACCGCACACACGACCCGCUCAUCCGAUGCAGGCGACCAGGCCGACAAAGAACCGCAAAGCGUCCACACCCACGCAGACCCUGCUUGCACUCCGAGGACUGUUGAGGAAACCAGACCAAACAGCACCAAGACAAAAAAUACGAAUGUUACUGAACCUGAGCCAGCGGAACUCAACGGCAUACACAAGAACAUGGGAAUUGUCGGUUGCCCCGCAUCGAAGGUUACCAACCAUACUAGGAAACUGAAACCGAAACCUCCGACCGCCGAAUCGCAUCAUCAAGACAAACCCAGACUUCUCAAAGGAACUGUUAAUACAGAAAAAGAAUUAGAAAAUAUACUGUUGUCAACCUUUCGACUCCAGAGCGAUUCGAAAAGUAGCGCGCGAGUUCAAGCUGACGUACCAUGGACGGAACGAUCUCGUAAUGUCGAAAAUCAAGCGACUAAUAAUCGUGCUGAUGAUCGGAGCUUGAUCAUUCUGGGUGUCCCUGAGAUUGACGAUGCCUCCGAUAAAACGGCACGCAUUUCACAUGACGUUCUACAGUGGAAGUUUCUGAGUAUCAAAGAGAAGUCGUCUGAAUCAUCAUCGGAGAAACAGUCUAGAAAUGACACCCCAAAGUCAUCUGUACCAUUCGAGAGACCCGUCACAGAGAAAAACUCAGCCGAAUAUUCUCUGCUUUAUGUCUGUUGCCAGUGGACGUGGACGGGCAGAAAAGAUAUGCCAGCUAAAUUCCCUUUGGAUGAUCAAAUGCUCUGCAAAGAAAGUCCAGCAGCCACCUCCAGCUGUCCAGGAUAUCUAAAGUUGUUCGAUUUAAUCAACAUGAGGUUGGGUAUUGACGCACGUACUUGCCGCAUCAGCCAACGGAAUGAAAUUUCACCAAGCAAAAAUUACAUAGCGAAAGCUAGCUUGAAAAUACCAAACCUAUGCGAAAUUGAAAACGGUGUUGGAAGCUUGAAAAUACCAAACCCAUGCGAAAUUGUAAACGGUGUUGGAGACAAAGCAGCAAACAUCGGACACUAUGUCUGUUGCCAGUGGACGUGGACGGGCAGAAAAGAUAUGCCACUUACAAUGAUGAACGUUACUGCGAUAUAU
Messenger RNA from Opisthorchis viverrini, 1158 nucleotides. RefSeq lists its product as hypothetical. The transcript is spliced from 7 exons. The record is from RefSeq and is a predicted model, not a curated record. NCBI's taxonomy places the organism in Eukaryota, Metazoa, Platyhelminthes, Trematoda, Opisthorchiida, Opisthorchiidae. The annotation marks the transcript as partial.